AUGAUGAAGAGGUCAUGCUUCUUCCUCAUACGCACCUUGCCCUUGCGCCCGUAUGUUCCUCAUCGUUUUUUGGUUACGAACAAGGCAGGCUUGCCAUAUUUCCACCGUCAACUCUCCGGUGCCUUCUCCGUCACUGCGCUUAAAUCAACGGCCCCGAAAAUGAGCACAAGUCGGGUCUUGUACGAGCCCAUUGAGAGCGUGCAACGAAUGGAAUACUAUCAGGAGGGUGGCUAUGACGCUCUCUUCGCGAUGUUGCGUCCGAUGCUUUCUUUCAGGCCUGAGAAUCGUUCGUCCACCCAGCGGGUUCUUGAAUCGGAAUGGAUGGUGAAAUGGGCUAUUCCCGAGUAUGAGAGGCUCCGAAGCUCACAGGAAAGCUAG
Aspergillus ochraceoroseus IBT 24754 is the source of this 378-nucleotide messenger RNA. RefSeq lists its product as uncharacterized. Lineage: Eukaryota; Fungi; Ascomycota; Eurotiomycetes; Eurotiales; Aspergillaceae. The record is from RefSeq and is a predicted model, not a curated record. The transcript has a single exon. Bases 1 to 378 code for a protein of 125 amino acids.